Aspergillus homomorphus CBS 101889 is the source of this 1257-nucleotide messenger RNA. RefSeq lists its product as uncharacterized. NCBI's taxonomy places the organism in Eukaryota, Fungi, Ascomycota, Eurotiomycetes, Eurotiales, Aspergillaceae. The transcript is spliced from 2 exons. The coding region runs from base 1 to 1257 and encodes 418 amino acids. The record is from RefSeq and is a predicted model, not a curated record.
AUGCAAGCACCGCAAGAGAUUUACGACAUGAUCGUGUCCCAUGUGGAUGACGUCGAUAGCCGGCCGUGGGCCACUCCAACGCGACAACACAAGAUCCCAUCCGACGAGAUUCGACACCACCUGGCGACUCUACGCCUGGUCAAUCGGGCCUUCUGUCGCAGUGCCUCCCCGCGUCUGUUCCGACAUCUGCGCGUCACCGCCAAAUCCGCACAGUCCAAGACCGCCGAGUCACCGCUCGUAGGCCUCGUAGAGCUCUCCCAUGGCCCCUAUGCCGAUUACGUGCGCCAGAUCGACAUCGGCCUCGAAGACACGGAGCACUCGGAUGAGUUCUGCGCGAUGUUUCUGGAGGACCUGGCGGGAUUAUUACCCUCCUGCCUGAGUCGACUGCCCAAACUCCGCGCGCUUGAUUUCCAAGGGGUGCCGGCCUCGUUACCCGAAGCGACCACCCGAGACUUUGUCAACACCGUCAUCAGCAGUCUCCGCUACGUGCCAUUGCCGAACUUAACCGAGCUGGAGAUCGCCUUCCCCCUCACCCACGACUUCGCCCAAUUCUUCCCCAACAAGACCAUCAGCUCUAGCGCCCUGCGCAUCUCCGCCGAGCACGUCCUGCAGCGUCUCGACCACCUCGGCCUGCGCAUCACCGCCUCCACCAGCGAACACGCCCAGCCGCAGUAUGAACCGCCGGUUCCGCCCCCGGCCACCGCCGCCGCGCCGCAUACUGCCCUGCCCAACCAAACCCACGCACACUGGCUCUUCAAGAUGAUCCGUCACGCCAGCAACCUAAAGUCGCUGUCCAUCAGCAGUGCAGACACACUGGACCUGGACGGAGCAUCCUUCAGCCGGUCCCUGCGCCUCCAGUCGAUCCAGCUGCGCGGGGUGUCCAUCUCAUCCUACAAGCUGCUGUCGCUGGUCGAACAAUGCAAGGACUCCAUCCGUCACAUCGAGCUCUACCAGGUGCAGCUGAACUCAGGCGAGUGGCAGCACGUCCUGUCGCGGAUGACCAACCUGCCGGGCUUGGUGGGCUUCGUGAUCAAGUCGUGCGGAUACUCGUCGCGCGGCGCCGGCGCGACAUACUACAACCAUCACGGAACGCAGACGGCCGGCCAUGGCUCGCCGGGGCCGGUGAUGAAGACCACGAACUCGACGGAGAUCCUGGCGCUGGGCGCCUUGCAGCGUCGGGUCCACGCAAACAGGACCAACUGCGGGCUGGCCCCGUUCCGGGAGACCGAGUAUCGGCGGAGAUUGAAGAGUAUUUGA